Cavenderia fasciculata is the source of this 219-nucleotide messenger RNA. RefSeq lists its product as uncharacterized. Bases 1 to 219 code for a protein of 72 amino acids. Lineage: Eukaryota; Evosea; Eumycetozoa; Acytosteliales; Cavenderiaceae. The transcript has 2 exons. The record is from RefSeq and is a predicted model, not a curated record.
AUGUUAUUCAAGAAUCUAUCCCAACUUUCAGCAGUCUCUGGUCAUGCUAUCCAAAAUUCAUCUUACCAAUCGUCCAAUGUGUCAACAACAGUUGGUGAAUCGAUGAUUGCUAGUAGAGGAUGUUGUGGUGGUCGUCGCAAUCGUGGUAAUAAUAUUGAUAUCGAUAUUGAUAUUGAUAUUAAUAUUGGUCGUGGUAAUCGUGGUGCUGAUUGUUGUUAA